This is a messenger RNA of Botrytis porri, 1050 nucleotides long. RefSeq lists its product as uncharacterized. The record is from RefSeq and is a predicted model, not a curated record. The transcript has 4 exons. NCBI's taxonomy places the organism in Eukaryota, Fungi, Ascomycota, Leotiomycetes, Helotiales, Sclerotiniaceae. The coding region runs from base 149 to 928 and encodes 259 amino acids.
CUAGUGAUAGUGAUGGAUUGAGAAUGUUUAAUUACUUUUCUUUGUAUUUUUGUAUCUCUCUUGAUUUGAAUUUUGGGGAAUACAGGAUAUCUUCAUAUCAAUCUCAUAUCUUUCACAAUAACUAUCGUAUAUACUCAAGUAGUCAGUCAUGUCUUCACAAGCUCCCACGUCCGAUCAGCCAAAAAUCAAACUUUACUGGCUCAAUCAAUCCCGCUCUCAGCGUAUCCUCUGGCUCCUCGAAGAAUUGAAGAUACCCUACGAGCUAGAAAUCAUCCAUAGACUUCCCUCCAAACACGCACCUCCUGAAUUGAAAAAAGUGCAUGCGCUGGGAAAAUCUCCCGUCGUUACGAUUUUACCUGCGGGAGCUACCGAACCGGUGGUUUUGGCGGAGAGUGCGUUUAUUACUGAAUAUCUCCUUGAUCAUUUUACCCACGGCAGUACCCUUCUCCCCACCCGCUGGAAGCCCGGCCAGGAAAACACUCUCGGUGGCGAAACCGAAGGAUGGACUCGUUUCCGCUACUAUAUGCAUUAUGCCGAAGGGUCUCUGAUGCCACCCCUCCUUGUCGCUCUCAUCAUGUCAAUGAUCAAUUCGCCCAAUCUUCCAUUCUUCAUCCGUCCUAUUACAGGCAUGAUAACCUCAAAAGUGCACGAUUCAUUCCUGGAACCAAAUUUCAGCACUCAUUUUACCUUUCUUAAUGAACAAAUCCGGAGCUCUCCCAAUAAUGGAAAAUAUCUCUGUGGUGAACAUCUGACCGGUGCAGAUAUUCUCAUGUCAUUCCCUCUUGUAGCAGCUAAACAGCGUGCUAGAUUAACAAAGGAAAAAUAUCCAGAACUUUUCGCUUAUACAGAACGAUUAGAAAAUGAGGCAGGAUAUAAGAAAGCUGUUGGAAAGAUUGUGGAAAUCGAGGGAGAAUUUAAGGCGAUUUGAUUCUGAGGGUGCUUUGGUAAUUAUCAAGACUGUAUGCGAGCGUCUCAAGCUCGAAAUGCGAAGUGGGAGAAUUGAAGGAAUUCUGUAUUCCUUGCCCUACAUACCUUUCGCUGAGUCUCUUC